Messenger RNA from Spea bombifrons (plains spadefoot toad), 2385 nucleotides. It is a transcript of the gene SPOCK3, whose product is annotated as SPARC (osteonectin), cwcv and kazal like domains proteoglycan 3. The transcript is spliced from 11 exons. Gene Ontology annotation, molecular function: protein binding; calcium ion binding. Lineage: Eukaryota; Metazoa; Chordata; Amphibia; Anura; Pelobatidae. Bases 130 to 1416 code for a protein of 428 amino acids. The record is from RefSeq and is a predicted model, not a curated record.
CAGGCACUGGCCCGGCACACACACGCAUUGAGACACAGACCUCCAGACAGCCAGCAGCUCCUGGUGCUUGGCAGCGUCUACUUGCGUCUCCAGUAGAAGAAGGCAUCCCAGCGCAGGCUCUCCUUCAAGAUGAUGCUGAAGGUAGCCUUGCUAUGUGUCUAUGCAGCAUCCUGCGUUGGGCUUCUGGCAGCAGCUGCGGCAACGGGCAGGUCGGACAGAGGCAAUUUUCUGGAUGAUAAACAAUGGCUAACCACGAUCUCCCAGUAUGACAAGGAUGCCGGCCACUGGAAUCGAUUUCGAGAUGAUGAUUACUUCCGCACUUGGAGCCCUGGCAGACCUUUUGAUCAAGCUUUAGAUCCAGCUAAAGAUCCAUGUUUAAAAAUGAAAUGCAGUCAUCAUAAAGUUUGUAUUGCUCACAAUCAAGAGACAGCAGUGUGUGUCAGUCAAAGGAGACUUACACAUAGAAUAAAGGAAGCUGGUUUAAAUCAUAAAUUUUGGAAAACUACUUCUCCCAACUGUAAACAAUGUCCAGUAGUUUACACAAAUCCAGUAUGUGGAUCUGAUGGCCAUUCGUAUUCUUCCCAGUGUAAACUUGAAUACCAAGCAUGCAACUCAGGCAAACAAAUCUCAGUGAAGUGUAAAGGACAAUGUCCCUGUUCAUCAAGCAAACUAAGAAAUUCCAACAAAAAUAAUAAAAGAGUUUGCACUGAUCUUGAACUCAGAGAAUUUGCAAACCGACUGAGAGACUGGUUUAAAGCUCUCCACGAAAGCGAAUAUCAAAAUGAGAAGACUAAAGCCGCACCACGGCUGGAAAGAAGCAGGUUUGACACAAGUAUUCUGCCAAUUUGUCGGGAUUCUCUUGGGUGGAUGUUUAAUAAACUUGAUAAAAAUUCCGACCUGCUGCUGGAUCAGUAUGAGCUUGGAAGCAUUUAUAUUGACAAGAAUGAACAAUGUACUAAGGCCUUCUUCAAUACAUGUGACACAUACAAGGACAACUUGAUAUCUAACAAUGAGUGGUGCUAUUGUUUCCAAAGACAGCAAGAUCCUCCUUGCCAGACAGAGCUUGGUAAUAUUCAGAAACAGCAAGCGGGAAAGAAGUUUCUUGGGUACUACAUUCCAGUGUGCGAUGAAGAUGGCUAUUACAAACCAGCCCAGUGUCACAGCAGCACUGGUCAGUGUUGGUGUGUUGAUAGAUAUGGCAAUGAAGUUAAAGGAUCAAGAAAAAAUGGAGCUGCAGAAUGUGGAGCUGACUCAGAAACUUCAGGGGAUUUUGGCAGUGGAGAUUUUGCUGAAUGGUCUGACGAUGAAGACGAUGACGAAAUGAUGAAUGAUGAAAAAGAAAUUGAGGAUGAUGACGAUGAGGAUGAGGAUGAAGGUGGUGAUGACGAUGAUGAGGAUGAAGAUGGAUAUAUUUGACACGCCACAAAGCAAACAAAUUCUAUUUUUCAUGUCUAAAAAAGACAUCACUUAGGAAAUAUCUUUGCUCACUUCACUACCAAUAAAAAAAAGGAUUUGAAAACAACAUGUAUAUUUUGUAUGACCAUACCAAGUAUUAAGCUGGAGUCAUAGACUAAUGUUUAAGAGUCAUUUAUGUGCUUUAAGCUUUGAUAUGCUUUUGACAAGAAGAAAAUGUUGGGAAUAUAACCUAAGGAAAAACAUACAUACAAAUGUAUCUGUGAAGAUAAACAAAAAAAAUACAGCAAUCAGUUUGAAGGACUUUGGUAAUUGUUUGGGCAUCCAAUUGUUAGGCUUACCCAAACAGCAAAAAAUAUAUUCAAAAACAGUAAAGACUCCAUUGAAAAAAAUGGUCACAGUUACUAGGUCUUGCUAUACAAAUGUCAUAGAACUCAUUUUCUAACUAUAAGGGGAUUUAUGGAACAACUUACCCUAGUGUAGGUAAGUUUUGCUUUUUGACUAUUUUUGGCUCAAGACCCAAACCACAUAGGCCACCAUGUUGGCUUAAGGAAGAGUCCAAAUAAAAAAUGCUAAUCCAUUAAAAGUGUGAGUGGUAACACUGUCUGCCCAUAGUUUAAGGUGUUUUUGUUUUACAAUCAGGCCCCGGAGCAAAAAAGGGGAUUAAUGUACUAGUAACAAAUUAUGAUGAUAAAAUGUGUAUUCAUAUAUCUACAUUUAUUUUUGUGAUAAAAGCUCAGAAAUAUUAAAACUAUGAAAAAAUACUAAAACUGACACUAUAUGCAGAAUUGUAUUUGCUUUGUAAGCUUUUUGGUUUGUUGUCUUUUUAUAACUUGUUCCCCUAUUACAUUUUAUUUUAGGAGUCAUUUGUAUAUAUCUUAUCUAAUCAGACAGCAUGAUAUAUAUGUUAUAGAUACCACAGUUUGUGCAUAAGAGUGGUCAUCUAACCACAUUUCAGCAUCAAGUACAAAA